AUAGCGUUUUACUCCCGAACAAUGUCCUCAGCUGAAAGGAACUAUAGUCAGUUGGAUAGGGAAGCCUUGGCCAUAGUCUCCGGGGUAAAGAAGUUCCAUGAAUAUGUUUUCGGUCGCGACUUCGAAAUCGUCACAGACCAUAGACCCUUGCUAGGGUUGCUGGCGGGCGACCGCCCAACGCCCGUGGCACUUUCGCCCAGAUUGACCCGAUGGACUAUCUUUCUGGCUGCAUAUUCGUACAAACUGCUACAUCGGCCAGGAAAGGAGUUAGGGCAUGCAGACGCCUUGAGCAGAUGCCCUUUACCAGCGACUAUCGAAGACCCCACUCCGGGCACACCCGUCUUGUUAAUUGACUCUUUGGACUCUGGUCCAGUCACUUCCAAGGAGGUGGCUCGGGCUUCUUACAAGGACAUUACAUUAAGGACUGUAAUGGGUUGGGUGCAAAGAGGAUGGCCCGCUGCGCCGGCUAACUCAAAUCCGAGCAAACCGCAGGACUUAUCUGAGUUCCAGCGACACCAACCGGUCCCUCCGAAGGAAAGCAGGAACGACUCUGCAAGUAAUCCAAGGCCGGAUGGCCUGGAGGAGGAGCUGAGAGGAACGAACAGUCCCUCCGGCCAGCUCGACUCACUCCCAGAAAAUGAACUGCGCAGGUCCGAAAGAGUUAGGAGACGCCCUGCGUACCUACGUGACUACGUUGAAAAAUAAUUAUUCAUUUUAUGUAAAUAGGGGUAAAAAGUUUUCUGGGAGGGGAGGAGUGUAAUGUAUCUUUAAGGGUUUUGGAGGGAAAAUAGAGCGGGAAAUAGCACGUUGCUAAUUGGCUGAUAGCCUCCAGCUGAACUGUAUAUAAGGAGGGGUUUUUACCGUUUGCGGUUGCUGGGUUCACCAUAUAGUAAAGAGCUGUUGUUACUCAUCUGGUCUCCUGCCUCGUUAUUGC
Ahaetulla prasina is the source of this 934-nucleotide messenger RNA. RefSeq lists its product as uncharacterized. The record is from RefSeq and is a predicted model, not a curated record. The coding region runs from base 22 to 705 and encodes 227 amino acids. NCBI's taxonomy places the organism in Eukaryota, Metazoa, Chordata, Lepidosauria, Squamata, Colubridae. The transcript has 2 exons.